Dryobates pubescens (Downy woodpecker) is the source of this 5364-nucleotide messenger RNA. Its product is annotated as sodium channel protein type 5 subunit alpha-like. Bases 1 to 5364 code for a protein of 1787 amino acids. The transcript is spliced from 25 exons. Gene Ontology annotation, molecular function: protein binding; voltage-gated sodium channel activity. The record is from RefSeq and is a predicted model, not a curated record. Gene Ontology annotation, biological process: membrane depolarization during action potential; sodium ion transmembrane transport; neuronal action potential. Gene Ontology annotation, cellular component: axon; plasma membrane; voltage-gated sodium channel complex. NCBI's taxonomy places the organism in Eukaryota, Metazoa, Chordata, Aves, Piciformes, Picidae.
AUGGAUCCCUUGGUUUGGCCAGCAGAAACUAACAACUUUCGACCUUUCACCCCUGAGUCCUUGGCAGCAAUUGAGGAAAGAAUUGCUGAGAAAAAAAAGCAGCAAGCCACAGUUAACCAGAAGCAUAAGGGUCAACGAGUUGAAGAAGCAAAACUUACUCCUCAGCUUGAUCUGAAAACCUACAAAAAACUGCCAUCUCUGUAUGGGGAUGUUCCUGUGGAACUCAUUGGGGAACCCCUGGAAGAUCUUGAUCCAUACUACAGUGAUCACAAGACUUUCAUGGUGAUAAAUAAAAGGAGGACCAUCUUCCGGUUUACCGCCACACGUGCCUUGUGUUUGGCUGGCCCUUUCAAUCCAGUCAGAAAAAUGUCAAUUAAAGUUCUGACCCAUUCAUUAUUUGUUUGCUUUAUUACAUGUACUGUAAUACUCAAUUGUGCUUCCAUGGCUGUAAAUAAUCUUCCAGGAAAUCUCAACUGGACUGAAUAUGUUUUUACUGGCAUAUAUACUGGUGAAAUAUUAAUAAAAAUAUCAGCAAGAGGAUUUGUUUGGGAUGAAUUCACCUUUCUUCGAGAUCCAUGGAACUGUUUGGAUCUUGUCGUUAUUAUUGUAAUGUACGUUACUAUGUGUAUCACCACGAGCAAGUUUUCAGCUCUUCGAACUUUCCGAGUACUGAGGACUUUGAAAGCUAUUUCUGUAAUACCAGGUCUGAAAGUCAUUGUAAAUUCACUUAUUGAAUCUGUUAAGAAGCUUACUGAUGUCUUGAUCUUGACUGUUUCUUGCCUGAGUGUAUUUGCUCUAAUAGGCCUCCAGCUUUUCAUGGGCAAUUUAACAUCCAAAUGUGUCCUCACUGAUGUAACAUACAAUGACUCACUGUGUAGGGAUGCCAAGAUAUAUUCACCAAAUAAUGGAGGUAAAUUUUAUUCUUUCUUUGACAUCUGCUACAGAAUGAAUAAAUCUUCUGAGAUACUGCUCUGUGGGUUCAGCUCAGAUUCUAAAAACGAGUGCCCAAAAAACUAUAGCUGUAAGAAGAUUGGGAAGAAUCCUGACUUUGGUUACACAAGUUUUGAUCAUUUUGGCUGGGCCUUCCUUUCUUUAUUCCGUUUGAUGACACAAGAUUGCUGGGAGCGCCUCUACAGACAAACUAUCCGUACAUCUGGGAAGAACUACAUUCUGUUUUUUCUGGCAGUCAUCUUUUUAUGUGCAUUUUAUCUCUUCAACCUGAUCUUGGCUGUGGUAACUAUGGCAUAUGAAGAGCAAAAUAAAGCUACUCUGGCUGAAACACGGACAAAGGAAAAAUUACUUCAGGAUGCCAAACAAGUUCUAGAGAAGGAAAAGAUGUUGGCUGAAGAAGAAGGUAAUAAGGUUUUAAAUGUCAGAUCUGAAACAUCAGUUGCUGGGUUGGAAAACCCCAAAGAAAAAGAGAUGAAGCAAGGAAAGACUGGUUUAAGACAAAACUUAAUUCUAGGUGAUCGUGGCAAAGAGGGGCAUGUCUUUCAUUCACAGCCUGGUCACUGCCAGAAGAAACUUAGGCAGAUACUGCUGUCCUAUGAGUUGUCAGUGGAAUCCAUUAGUGAUCCCUUUCGGAGACAGAGGUUAAUGAGUGCAGCCACUGUUAUUACAGAUAAUUUGGAACUGCAAGAGUCAAAACUGAAAUGCCCUUCGUUUUGGACACGUUUUGCUCGAAAGUAUUUGAUUUGGAAUUGUUGUCCAUGCUGGAGAGCAAUUAAAGAGAAGGUGAAAUUGGUAAUUUUGGAUCCAUUUGUUGAUCUCCUAAUCAUGGUUUGCAUUAUUGUCAAUACCUUCUUCAUGGCUUUGGAGCACCCCGACCUGCAGUCUGAUUACAAAACCAUGAUCUAUAUAAGUGACAAGGUCUUCACCCUGAUUUUUACAGCAGAAAUGGUCUUGAAAAUCAUUGCUCUGGAUCCUUACAACUAUUUCCAGCAAAAGUGGAAUAUUUUUGACAGCAUAGUUGUUAUGAUUGGCCUAAUAAGCUUUCAAGAAAAUCUGUCAGCUUUCAGGCUGCUCAGGAUCUUCAAAUUGGCAAAGUCCUGGCCAGCCUUAAAUACUCUUAUGAAAAUAAUUCUGAACUCAGUUGGUGCUCUGGGUAACCUCACUCUGGUUUUGAUUAUCACUGUAUUUAUUUUUGCUGUAGUAGGAAAGCAGGUUUUGGGCACUUACUAUGAGACUAAUUGGUUGAGAAUAAGCACUGAUGGGAAUAUGCGCUGGCAUAUGAAAGACUUUUGUCAUUCAUUCCUGAUUAUAUUCCGAAUAUUAUGUGGAGAAUGGAUUGAAACCAUGUGGGAAUGCAUGGAAGUGGCUGGAAAAGGGCUGUGUCUUCCCAUUUUCUUGCUAGUCCUGGUGAUAGGAAACCUGGUGGUUCUCAACCUAUUCAUUGCCUUGCUGCUGAGUUCCUUCAGUACUGACUCCUCGAUGGGACAAGAGGAAACUGGGCAAAAGACCAAAUGUCAGAUUGCCAUUGCACAGAUUUACAAGGGCCUGCAGUCAGUGAAAGACAGAAUUUGUGAUCAUUGUGGCAAAAUAAUGAAACAACGGCACAAAACGACCGCCAAAAGGAAGACUUUGGGGAGGAUUGCUGCCAAAGACAUGGAGAGCGGUAACUAUGCCAUGACAGAUAUCAGAAAGGAGGUAGACAACAGUUGUUUUGACGUUGACUAUUGCAAUAGUGAAGAGAGUUCCUCAACAACAAGGAAAUAUGGAGGAUUUUUAAGGAGCCGUAGUACCUGUGUUCCCAUUGAAGCCCCAGAGACUUGCACAGAUGAAGGUGAUGAUAAGCACAGUGCAUGCACAGAAACAGACUAUGGAAAACAGAAGUGUGAUUCUGGUAGCUAUUCUGAAGCCAGCACUGUGGAUCCAGUUUCUCUUCUGGAGGUGUUUUCCCAGCCUAAAAAGUCACACCCACCUAAGGACUGUUUUGGAGAAAGUUGUGCUGAAUGUUGCCCGUGUUGUGCAGUGGAUGUCACUAAGUUUCCUGGCAGAACUUGGUGGAGAUUUAGGAAAACCUGCUACAGAAUUGUUAAGCAUAGCUGGUUUGAAAAUUUUAUCAUUUUUAUGAUAAUAUUGAGCAGCGCAGCAUUGACAUUUGAAGACAUUCACCUGCAUAAGAGGGAAAGAGUGAGAAUUGUCCUGGAGUAUGCUGACAGGAUAUUCACCUACAUCUUUUUGCUGGAGAUGCUUCUGAAGUGGGUAGCUUAUGGCUUGCGCAGUUAUUUCACCAAUGCCUGGUGUUGGCUGGACUUCAUCAUUGUAUGUGUAAGUACAGCUUGGAAUUUUGGUAACCCAUCACCGUGUUCCUCUGGGAGUGCCCUGAAGUCUCUCAGGACACUUAGAGCAUUGAGGCCUCUCCGAGCUCUGUCAAGAUUUGAAGGGAUCAAGGUUGUUGUGAAUGCACUAUUGGGAGCUAUCCCCUCAAUCCUGAAUGUUUUGCUCGUCUGUGUUGUCUUCUGGCUCCUGUUUAACAUUGCAGGAGUAAAACUGCUUGCAAAAAAAUUUUUCAAAUGCACACUCCAGAAUGAAGAUAUCAAAAAAAUUAAUACCACAGCUGAUUGUGCUGCCUACAAUGGAAGCUGGACAAACAGUGAUGUAAACUUUGAUAAUGUUGGGAUGGGGUACUUGGCUCUCCUCCAAGUGGCAACUUUUAAAGGUUGGAUGGAUAUUAUGUAUGCAGCAGUGGAUUCACGUGGGGUGGAUGAACAGCCAAAGUUUGAAGCAUUCUUAGCCAUGUAUGUGUAUUUUGUGAUUUUCAUUAUUUUUGGAUCGUUCUUCAUGCUGAACCUUUUCAUUGGAGUGGUUAUCAGCAAUUUUAACCAACAAAGGAAAAAGAUAAGUGGAAAAGAUCUAUUUUUGACCGAGGAACAGAAAAAAUACUAUAAUGCCCUGAAGAAACUUGGAUCCAAGAAACCUCAAAAACCCAUCCCAAGACCAUUGAAUGCAUUCCAAGGACUACUGUUUGAUGUAGUAUCACACAAAGCAUUUGACAUUACCAUUGUGAUCUUCAUCUGUCUAAACAUGGUUGUUAUGAUGGCAGAAAUUAACCAGGAGGACGUCAGGAAGGUUCUGAAUAAAAUCAACUAUUUUUUUGUGGCAGUAUUUACUGCAGAAUGUGUCAUCAAGAUACUAGCCUUAAGGCAAUACUUCUUCACCAGUGGCUGGAACAUAUUUGAUUUAGCUGUUGUGGUCCUUUCACUAGUUAGUAUUGGACUUUCUGAAGCCUUUAAAAGAUUCUUCUCUCCUACACUCCUGAGAAUUUUUCGUUUGGCACGAAUUGGCCGAAUCCUGAGGUUAAUUCGAAGAGCUAGAGGAAUCCGGACUCUCCUUUUUGCACUGCUGAUGUCUCUCCCUGCACUCUUCAACAUUGGCCUUUUGCUUUUCCUGGUCAUGUUCAUUUAUGCCAUUGUGGGCAUGGCAAACUUUGCCUGUGUUGGCUGGGAAGGUGGGAUCGACAACCUCUUCAACUUUCAAACCUUUGACAGCAGCAUGCUCUGUCUCUUCCAAAUUACAACAUCAGCUGGCUGGGAUAGUCUUCUGGUCCCUGUGUUGAAAAGCUCUAAUUCAUGUGCUCCCAACUUGAAUUUAACAAAUGAACAGAGAAACAAUUGCACAAAUAGGGGGGUGGGCAUUUUAUUCUUUGUAAGCUACGUCAUCAUAUCAUUUCUCAUUGUUGUAAAUAUGUACAUAGCUGUCAUUUUAGAGAACUUCAGUGUUGCCACUGAAGAAAGCACUGAUCCUCUUUGUGAGGAUGACUUUGAUAUGUUUUAUGAAACCUGGGGAAAAUUUGAUCCUCAGGCAACACAGUUUAUUGAAUAUUCUGCUCUCCCAGACUUUGCAGAUGCUCUGUCAGAACCUUUACGCAUUCCAAAGCCUAAUAAAAUUCAGCUCAUAUCCAUGGACCUCCCUAUAGUUAGUGGAGAUAAGAUCCACUGCUUGGAUAUCUUGCUUGCCUUCACCAAAAGGGUCUUGGGAGAGUCUGGAGAUUUAGAUGGUCUUGAAUUGCACAUGGAAGAAAAAUUUAUGGCUUCCAAUCCAUCUAAAAUUUCUUACAAUCCAAUUACCACUACUCUUAAAAGAAAACAAGAGGAGGUAUCAGCUCUUGUUAUUCAGAGGGCCUUCAGGAGGUAUUUGGUGCAACGUUCCUUUAAGAACAAAUCUCUCUUACACCCUCAGAAACGUUACAGCAGCCCUGACUUUGAAGAAGGAACACGUGAGAGGGAAAGUCUCAUUGCAUCAAUGCCUAAUGAAUACAGUGGUAGGAAGCUAGACAAAUCACGGACUGCAUCUUCCAUAUCUCUCCCUUUAUGUUAUGAUGGCAUUGUUGAAACAGACAGCGAUACCAACGUGGGCACAUAA